Messenger RNA from Serpula lacrymans var. lacrymans S7.9, 1271 nucleotides. RefSeq lists its product as uncharacterized. The record is from RefSeq and is a predicted model, not a curated record. Lineage: Eukaryota; Fungi; Basidiomycota; Agaricomycetes; Boletales; Serpulaceae. The transcript has 4 exons. Bases 119 to 1120 code for a protein of 333 amino acids.
CUCGACGUCGACUCGCAUGUCCUCCUACUAAUUUACUCUCGCCCUGACUGUGACGCUGACCACACCGUCCUCAACGCCAUCGACGACGACGAGCACGACGUACUAACCGACUGCCACGAUGACAACGACACCCCCCACGCCUACCUCCUCUUCCUCUUCCUCGCCGUUCCCAUCCCUCUUCAACUCGACCUUCACUACACCUCCCCCCAUCGACACUCCCUCAUCCACCCCGUCCGACUCGUCAGAUAGCGACUCUGUCCUCACCUCGUCUUCUGCGCUGUACUUAUACACCUUCUUAGCCACCCUCGUUCUCCUCCUUGGUGUAUCAUCCGCAAUCGUCUUGCGCUCCCUCGUUCUCCGUAGACGCCAUCAACGUAUCGUCGAAGAAGCUAUCCGCAAUGGCACCUGGAUCCCCUCCACCAACGCCAACGCCAACAACACCAACAAUGGUAGAGGGCGCAGAGCAAAGCUAGGGGAGAAGCCAAAGUUGUGGGAGGUUAAGGUGGGCGAGGGAGAUGACUGUGGUGGGAUGGGUGAUACGGGAGGGGACAGUGGAGACGAGAGAAACGAAAAAGGUACAAAUUGGAAUUGGAAUCACAUCACACCAAUUUCAGCCUCCUACCUUCCCAACUCCCAAGCUUCGCCUUCCUUCCCUCGCACAUCAUCGCCAUCGCCAAGCACCGAAUUCAGCACGCAUACAAGCGUUCCACGCUUCCUGCGGCCAUUUACACGCUUCCGACUUCCAUUUCCUUUCACAGCUUCGGCAUCACCACAAUCGCCGUCGAUUUCGAGUUCAGAUUCGCGCUCACGUUCUCCCCGUCGACCACGGUCUCCGCCUGGCACAAAUCCAGCUGCGAUAUCAACACCUGCGGCUGUGACUGCGUCUGGGAUGAUGGACGCACAGGGAGGCGAUCCCUCGACUGUUCGGCUCGCUGUGCUUAUAGCGAUGCCUGACCCGACCCGGUCCACACACUCGCUUUCACAUUCGCACUCACUUUCGCGACAGCGCGAUUCGACAUGUUCGACGAGUAAGAGUGCAAAUCGUGAUGUGGGUGAGAGAGUUGUUGAGUUUGGAUUGGUUGACGUAGUGAUUGGACAGGAGAGUGAGGAGGCGCCGUGAUGGAGUUAUGAACUGUGGGUGGGGGAGAGGAGAGGAUAUAUAUAUUUAUUUUAUAUAUUUCGUCGUCUUUCUGUUUGGUAGUGGCUGUGUACAGUUAUGUGUACAGUGAUUGCAGCAUUAUGCUGUUAUAUAGAUGGGUUUCUGAAGGAUU